GUCAGCAGCUCUCUCACACUCACAAGUGGAAAUAAAAGUAGCUGCUCGACUACAUAACUUAAAGGCGCACAUAGACGACAGCGUGGAACUUUUACGCACGGCAUUUUUUGUCCUGACGCGCCAGAGGAGUCCACUUAUUUUUAUUUUUUUUAACCCUUUCCCCCCACAACUUUGCGCUAUCUGGAAUUCCUUUCCUAACUACUAUCAUUUUAAGAACAAUUUCAGCGAUGUUAUCCACGCACCUGCCCCUGUUGGUGUUGAACUGUUUUCUGGGUGUCGUGUCAAUCAGGACGGCGCAGGACCCAACUUUUCUGCGGUCCCCGUCGUCAGGGGAGCUGGAUCAGGACGUGGUUUUCCAGCAUAUGUCCAAACUGUAUGAGAGAUGCAAGAGCGAGCGGCAUAUCAAAGAGGGAAACACGAUCAGGACCUUCAGAGCAAGCCGAGUGCCCUCUGACCUCCGCACAGUGUACCACCUAAACCUUACAACGCUUCAGGACUCAGAGGUCAUCCUCUCAGCCACAUUCCACUUCCUGCUAGGACGGCUCCCUCCUCCAAAAGCGUGGAUGUGUAAACGCUUCAAGAGUCCAUCUUGCCGUCGCUCCCCCAAGUACCCAUCUCCGUCCGUCAGCCUGCUCCUUCACGCUGUCUCCUCCAGGUCAGGGGUUAGUUCUGGGUCAACAGGGUCAUUUCUAGGCAAUGUGACCUUACACCCCCACAGGAGAGGGGUGUGGCAGAUGAAAGACGUGACCCAGGUCAUAAAGGAGGCGCGGGACAAGGGUCACCUCCUACUGUCAGUGGAGUUGGACUUAGGACAGCAUGACCAGAGAAAAGCAGAAGAGUCAGACAUGGCCUACCUGUUAGUCUUUGCAGAUGACCAAGCCUUGGCAGAGCCUAACAGUGUGGCUCCGAGCCUUCAGAGAUAUGACCCAUUCUCAGAGGGAGUAGAGCCUUCAACUUCCCCUCACCUUCUGCGUGGACCCAAUUUCUUACCAAAGUUCAAAGGACGCAUGCGGCGGGAAGCCACUUCUCUGCCAGACUCUAUCGAUAACAAUGAGCUGCCUGAGGUUGACUACAGGCUUGAUGGAUACAGGAAGGACGGCCUUUGGGAGAGCUCGUGGUAUCCAGAAAUCAAACCCAAAAUGAAAGCCGGAAAACAAGAAAAGAAAAGGAAGAGCCAAGAGGAAGGACUCCAGCAAAGUAGAGGGAAUGAAGAAGAAUCAACCAUGACGACCACUGAUGGGUUAAAAUCUGAAGACUCAGUCUUAAAAAGACAGAAAGAUAAUCGCACACAAGUUGGUGAAAGUCGAAGGCACGAGCAGAGACAUGAUGGGAGGGAUCGCAGGAAGCACAACAAAGGCAGUGCUCACUCUCACUCUCCUAUUUUGAAUUUUGAUGAACAAACUAUGCGUAAGGCUAGAAGAAGACAGUGGGAAGACACCAAGCACCAACGAUGCUCCAGGAGGAACCUCCGAGUGGAUUUUGCAGACAUCGGCUGGAGCGAAUGGGUCAUAGCACCACAAGCCUUCGAUGCCUACUACUGCUCGGGCACAUGUGGAUUCCCCAUGCCCAAGGUGGUGAGGCCCUCGAACCACGCCACCAUCCAAAGCAUAGUUCGAGCCGUUGGGAUCCUUUCAGGAGUUCCGGAGCCCUGCUGCGUACCAGAGAAGAUGAGUCCUCUGGCAGUGCUCUAUCAAGAAGAAUCCAAGGAUCUGGUGCUCAAGAUUUACCCUAAUAUGUCUGUUCAGUCCUGUUCCUGCAGAUAAAACUACAACAAUUAAGGUGGAGGACAAAACAGGAAUAAGACUUACCUCUGAUUUUUAAAUGUUUUUUUUUGCAUUUGACAUAACAGAGUCACUCGUGAAGUGUUAUACCUACAGAAACAUAGGCUGUAGAACAUUUAUUUCCAUGUUUUCUGUCCUAUGACUAAGAGACUUUUAAAAGACUUUAUCAAGAGGAUCACAAAUAUGGACUUGUAUUCACAUUUUCUGUGAAAACAAAAGCUUUCAUGAUAAAAAAAAAAAAUCAAUGUUUCAGAAAAGCUCACAGAGAUAACUUAUAAACAUAUUUCUAUAUUUAUACUUUUUACGCCUGUGUCUAUUUUUAAGGCAUCCUUUAAACCACAUACUUCCAACGUUAUUCGGCUGUGGACCGCAAAGUUAAAUCACACAUUGCUUUGAAAUUGUACAAUUCCGUCAAACCACAUCUCCUUUUAUUAUUAUGAAUUAUUUUAUGUUCUACUGUUGUGUUUGAUAUUUCUAUAUGUUGUUUAAAUUAUGAAAAUGUAGUUGUCUAUAAGUUAGAGUAAAAAAAAGUAAUUUAAUCCAACAUUAGUAUAUUUUUUUAAAUACUUUUGUUUCAUACAGUCGUUGUCAUUCUUUGCUAAUGCUACAUUUACAUAUAAUUGGUUUGUGAGGCGGGGGGUGAUUUUGUGCAAACUAACCUAAAAGGGAACUACUGUUCCAAAAGAGGAGACUACAAAGGCAGGAAGAUUCCUCUCAAAGAUAGCCUCUACGCUGUUGACUUCCCCCACAUAGCCUCUUGACCUAUUAUUGCCCCACACCAAAGGCUGCAACGCCCGUGUCCAGCAAAUCAUGUGACUGAUGUGACCACGUUGGAUUAAUGGUUGAUGGGGACGUCAGCCACUUGAACUUCAAAACGUGGAGCACUUCCUCUUUUCAACCCAGGAAUCCCGCCACCCCCCUCGUUCUAAAUACAGGAUGUUCGCCUCAAAGGACUCCAGAAAACCUUAAGAAUUGUGUGUUUGUAAGAGGGAGCCUUGAUGUCUGAAACUGUCAAUGAAAUAACAGAGGGCACCUCUGAUUGUUCGACUAUUAUUGCUCUGUGGUCGCUUUGCCAUCAGUGCACUAAAGUUGGCACUGAGCUGCACAUCUGUUUGCAACAACAGAGGGCUUUGAAGUUGACCUCUGACGACACUGGACGGUCAUUUUGUCUCUAAAAGACAUGCCGUAAGCACUCGGGGACAGACAAAUCUGUUUAUUGCGCCCUUUUGGGAAAAGUACAGGUACAAAUCUGCUGUUUAUCCCAAAAGCUUACCAAGACCUUUUGGUGUAUACUGCUUUGUCCAUUAGAUGUUAAAUUGUUUAACAUGAUGUUGCAUUGUCUAUACAGAAAUUAUUUUAAUAAUGUUUUUGCAGACCAUACUUUUUAAAUACAUACCAGUUUUAAAGGCCUACUGAAAUGCGAUUUUCUUAUUUAAACGGGGAUAGCAGGUCCAUUCUAUGUGUCAUACUUGAUCAUUUCGCGAUAUUGCCAUAUUUUUGCUGAAAGGAUUUAGUAGAGAACAUUGACGAUAAAGUUCGCAACUUUUGGUCGCUGAUAAAAAAGCCUUGCCUGUACCGGAAGUAGCAGACGAUAUGCGCGUGACGUCACAGGUUGUGGAGCUCCUCACAUCUGCACAUUAUUUACAAUCAUGGCCACCAGCAGCGAGAGCGAUUCGGACCGAGAAAGCGACGAUUACCCCAUUAAUUUGAGCGAGGAUGAAAGAUUUGUGGAUGAGGAAAGUGAGAGUGAAGGACUAGAGGGCAGUGGGAGCGAUUCAGAUAGGGA
Messenger RNA from Nerophis lumbriciformis (worm pipefish), 3567 nucleotides. RefSeq names its product growth differentiation factor 10a (gene gdf10a). Gene Ontology annotation, molecular function: growth factor activity; cytokine activity. The record is from RefSeq and is a predicted model, not a curated record. Gene Ontology annotation, cellular component: extracellular region. NCBI's taxonomy places the organism in Eukaryota, Metazoa, Chordata, Actinopteri, Syngnathiformes, Syngnathidae. Gene Ontology annotation, biological process: positive regulation of osteoblast differentiation.